GCUCGAGCUGGCGAGCGGCGCGGGCAGGCAGCAGCCGCGGCAGGCGCGCGGGCCGCGUCAGGGGAGCUGGGGGCCUCACAAUUCUAAGAAGGAGAGGGGCGAGAGGGGGCCGGGGCUGGGCGGGCUAGGGGCACCGCGCUCUCCCAACGGCGCGGAUCCUUUUUGGAAAUUAAUAUUUAAAAAAAAAAAAAGAAGCCUAGGACGCAGAGGGGAAGGUGGGGGCAAGAGAGAAGGCGAGACACACAUACACACGUAGAGAGAGAGACAUAACCCCACAGUGAGAGGAAGGAAGAAAGGCAACAGUCGCCCGGCAGCCGAUGUGAAGACCGGACUCCCUGCGCCCCUCGCCGCCUCUGCCCGGCCACAUCGAUGUUGUGUCCGCCGCCCGCUCGCCCGGAUCACGAUGAACGCGCAGCUGACCAUGGAGGCGAUCAGCGAGCUGCACGGGGUGAGCCAUGAGCCGGUGCCCGCCCCUGCCGACCUGCUGGGCGGCAGCCCCCACGCGCGCAGUUCCGUGGCUCACCGCGGCAGCCACCUGCCUCCCGCGCAUCCGCGCUCUAUGGGCAUGGCGUCCCUGCUGGACGGCGGCGGCGGAGGCAGCGAUUACCACCACCACCACCGAGCCCCUGAGCACAGCCUGGCUGGCCCCCUGCACCCCACUAUGACCAUGGCCUGUGAGACUCCCCCAGGUAUGAGCAUGCCCACCACCUACACUACCCUAACUCCUCUGCAGCCGCUGCCGCCCAUCUCCACCGUGUCGGACAAGUUUCCCCAUCAUCACCACCACCACCAUCACCACCACCACCCGCACCACCACCAGCGUCUGGCGGGCAACGUGAGCGGUAGCUUCACACUCAUGCGGGACGAUCGCGGGCUGGCCUCCAUGAAUAACCUCUACACCCCCUACCACAAGGACGUGGCUGGCAUGGGCCAGAGCCUCUCGCCCCUCUCCGGCUCCGGUCUGGGCGGCAUCCACAACUCCCAGCAAGGGCUUCCUCACUAUGCCCACCCGGGCGCCGCCAUGCCCACCGACAAGAUGCUCACCCCUAAUGGCUUUGAAGCCCACCACCCGGCCAUGCUUGGUCGCCACGGAGAGCAGCACCUCACGCCCACCUCGGCCGGCAUGGUGCCCAUCAACGGCCUUCCUCCGCACCACCCCCAUGCCCACCUGAACGCCCAGAGCCACGGACAGCUCCUGGGCACAGCCCGGGAGCCCAACCCUUCGGUGACCGGCGCGCAGGUCAGCAAUGGAAGUAAUUCAGGGCAGAUGGAAGAAAUCAAUACCAAAGAGGUGGCCCAGCGUAUCACCACCGAGCUCAAACGCUACAGCAUCCCACAGGCCAUCUUCGCGCAGAGGGUGCUCUGCCGCUCCCAGGGGACUCUCUCGGACCUGCUGCGCAACCCCAAACCCUGGAGCAAACUCAAGUCCGGCCGGGAGACCUUCCGGAGGAUGUGGAAGUGGCUGCAGGAGCCGGAGUUCCAGCGCAUGUCUGCGCUCCGCUUAGCAGCAUGUAAAAGGAAAGAGCAAGAACACGGGAAAGAGAGAGGCAACACACCCAAAAAGCCCAGGUUAGUCUUCACAGACGUCCAGCGUCGAACUCUCCAUGCAAUAUUCAAGGAAAACAAGCGUCCAUCCAAAGAAUUGCAAAUCACCAUUUCCCAGCAGCUGGGGUUGGAGCUGAGCACCGUCAGCAACUUCUUCAUGAAUGCAAGGAGGAGAAGUCUGGACAAAUGGCAGGACGAGGGCAGCUCCAAUUCAGGCAACUCAUCUUCUUCAUCAAGCACUUGUACCAAAGCAUGAAGGAAGAACCACAAACUAAAACCUCGGUGGAAAAGCUUUAAAUAAAA
Castor canadensis (American beaver) is the source of this 1848-nucleotide messenger RNA. RefSeq names its product one cut homeobox 1 (gene Onecut1). Gene Ontology annotation, molecular function: RNA polymerase II cis-regulatory region sequence-specific DNA binding; DNA-binding transcription factor activity, RNA polymerase II-specific. The record is from RefSeq and is a predicted model, not a curated record. Gene Ontology annotation, cellular component: nucleus. Gene Ontology annotation, biological process: regulation of transcription by RNA polymerase II. Lineage: Eukaryota; Metazoa; Chordata; Mammalia; Rodentia; Castoridae.